AUGGAAAUCGAAUGGUUUCGAGGACAAGUCGUCUUCCUCACCGGGGCAACUGGGAGUCUUGGUGGCUGUCUGUUAUACAAGCUAGCCAUUCAACUUCCAACCGCCAAAAUAUUCGUGCUGGUGCGGGGGUCUGUUCAAAAGGCAAUCGAAGCCUGGGAGCAGUCCAUGCCAGACCAAGUGGAAGAGAUUAUCGCCACUUGCAAGAUUCAAUUCUUCCUCGGUGACAUGACCCAGCCUAACCUUGGUCUCUCACCUGUUAACGUAUCACGCCUACAAAAUGAGGCUACGGUCGUGAUCAAUGCCGCUGGUGACAUUGGGUUAUCUCGUGACCUCGCAGAUACUAUAAAAGUCAAUUGCACUGCCCAUCUGACACUCGCUGCUCUGCUAGACAGCUUCACUCGACUACAGCGCUUCCUUCACGUAUCAACUACAUAUGUCUCCAGUUUUCUCCCUGACGGCGUAAUCAAGGAGCAAAUCUACCCUCUAUACAAAGACCCGGAAGAGGAAUUAGAAACUAUUCUCGUCACAGGAAAAUCAUCCUAUACAAAGGAAUUCGCGGCUCCCUAUGCAUUGGCCAAACAUCUAGCUGAACGUUUGCUUCUGAGCGACGACCACAAAUUCCCAAUCCUCAUCGUGCGACCGUGUCUCAUAUCACCCGCAAUUGAGGAGCCAUACCCGCUCUACGGAAGCGAUGGUGCAGUACCCAUACAUUCCUUUAUCCAUAUACUCCUAGGAGACUCGGAAUACGGGCCUCUAAAGCUCGAGCAAACACUACGUCCAGACGCAGCCUGCAAUGAAAUCCCAGUUGAUCUCGUGGCUCGUACUUGUCUGGCUCAUGUCGCCCAAGGAACAACGGGUGUGGUCCACGCCAGCGCUGAUUUGUACGUCUCUAGGUCGUUUGGGGAGUUGUUUGAGCGGAUGCACCGCUAUGCGCCAGAGGGAGCGGUUGAGCAAGUACGGAAGGCAGGUAUUGACCACGGAGAAGUCACAGCUCCCGAGUUUUACACUAUGCUCCAGCAAUUUGCACGGGACUGGAAAAUUGACUGUUCGAGAUCUGCUCAUCUAAAGCAGGUAGCGGGUCCUUUGGGGCUUGAACUUGGCAAUCAUGACCCAGAGCCUUUCUUUAAACUUCGUGUCGAGCGGCUGGCGAAGUCUGUUCUAGACAAGCUGGAAAUGGUUAGCAUGGCAAGCAACAAGGUCCGUCCGAAUAUCUCUUGA
Molecule: messenger RNA, 1218 nt
Organism: Penicillium griseofulvum
Lineage: Eukaryota; Fungi; Ascomycota; Eurotiomycetes; Eurotiales; Aspergillaceae
Product: Male sterility, NAD-binding
Exons: 1
Coding region: 1-1218 (405 amino acids)
Biological process (GO): long-chain fatty-acyl-CoA metabolic process
Cellular component (GO): peroxisome
Molecular function (GO): alcohol-forming very long-chain fatty acyl-CoA reductase (NADP+) activity
Source: RefSeq, a predicted model, not a curated record